GAUUACGACGCAUUGCAUAUCUCUCGUAUUUCCUUUCAGACGCGCAAAGGAGGAAGGGGGAGAGAGAUAAUGGGAUACAAGCUUUCCUGCUUUAAUGGCGAUCUCUUCUGAAUCCAAUCACUUGCAAUAAACUCACACAUAUACACAACUCCAACGAAGGACAUGGGUCACGAUCACCAUCUCAACACCAGCGAUGGCGUCUCUCACUCUCAGCGAGUCAAUAGCCCACGCUUCUCUGGCUCAAUGACUCGUCGAGCUCACUCAUUCAAGCGCAGCAACAACAACAACAAUGGCAACUCUCGAAGCUCCAUCGCCAAUAACGCUAGCACGAGUCUCGGUCCCCACUGUGAGAUUGAGCUGCAAACGAAUUCGCCCAGAUCGGAGAUUGGAUCAAGCCUUAUCGCAGCUGAAGUUUUGGAGCCUGUUUUGGAAAGAAAACACGCCUAUCAUGUGACACAGAGGAUCCAAGGUAGAGCCGUGAAGAGCUUUCUGAAUAAACCGAUUGAAUCCUUGGUCGUAGAUUUGGGCUUGAGGGAGAAGAAAAAGCUUGGGCACUGGAUGUUUAUUGUGUUCUGUGGGGUGUGCUUGUUUCUGGGUGUUCUGAAGAUAUGCGCUACUGGGUGGCUCGGAUCUGCCAUAGAAAGAGCUGAGUCGAGUCAGGAUCUAUCUGAUUCCAUGACUAAUCUAAAUCUGAUGCAACAAAGGACCCAUGAUCAUGGAUAUAGGGAGGAAGGAAAUGAUGUUGAACGAACCCUAAAGAUGUUAAAGUCAGGAGUAACUGGCAGCCAGUCUGCCAUCGCUGAAGAAGCAGGCAUCUGGUCCAUACACAACUAUGAGAAUUACACUCAAUGCAUUGAUCUACCAAGAAACCAUAAAAAGCUAGAUGCGAAGACAAAUGGUUACAUUCUUAUAAAUGCCAAUGGUGGCCUGAAUCAGAUGAGGUUUGGGAUAUGUGAUAUGGUUGCUGUAGCUAAGAUUUUGAAGGCAACACUAGUCCUUCCUUCCCUUGAUCAUACCUCCUACUGGGCUGAUGAAAGUGGCUUCAAGGAUUUGUUUGACUGGAGAUAUUUUAUUGAGAUGCUGAAGGAUGAUAUUCACAUAGUUGAGACAUUACCAGCAGACUAUGCGGGAAUUGAGCCUUUCGUAAAAACUCCAAUAUCUUGGUCUAAGGUACCGUAUUACAGAAGUGAAGUUCUUCCCCUCCUAAAGCAGCACAAAGUGGUCUAUUUUACUCAUACUGAUUCCAGGCUUGCUAACAAUGGUAUUUCAAAGUCCAUACAGAAAUUGAGAUGCCGAGCCAAUUACAGAGCAUUGAAAUAUUCAGCACCAAUUGAAGAACAUGGCAACAUGGUGAUAUCUAGAAUGCGGCAGGAUGGCAAUCGUUAUCUUGCACUUCAUUUGAGGUAUGAGAAGGAUAUGCUUGCAUUUACAGGCUGCAGUCACAAUUUGACCGCAGAAGAAGAUGAAGAACUGAAGCAGAUGCGAUAUGAAGUCAGUCACUGGAAAGAGAAAGAGAUUAAUGGGACCGAGAGGCGAUUGCUUGGAGGAUGUCCGUUGACUCCAAGGGAAACUUCCCUGUUGCUUAAAGCACUGGGUUUCCCAUCCAGCACUAGGAUUUACCUUGUGGCCGGAGAAGCGUAUGGAAGUGGAAGUAUGAAAUAUCUUGAGGAUGAGUUCCCCAACAUUUUCUCCCAUUCCUCUCUGUCCACUGAGCAGGAGUUGGAACCUUUCAAGAAUCACCAAAACAUGUUGGCUGGCAUAGAUUAUGUUGUUGCCCUUCAGAGUGAUGUGUUUCUUUAUACUUAUGAUGGAAAUAUGGCGAAGGCUGUUCAAGGUCACAGGCGCUUUGAGAACUUCAAGAAGACCAUCAAUCCUGACAAGAUGAAUUUGGUUAAACUUGUUGAUCAGCUUGAUGAAGGGAAAAUUUCUUGGAAGAAGUUCAGCUCCAAGGUGAAAAAGCUUCAUGAAGACCGUAUUGGGGCUCCACAUCCUAGAGAGCCUGGGGAAUUUCCGAAGCUGGAGGAAAGCUUUUAUGCAAAUCCUCUGCCAGAUUGUAUUUGUGAAACAUGAUAAGUGUGGAAAGACUAGAACAACGAUCUUGGUUUGUCAGAAAUGAACCACAGAAGAGGAUUGAAUUGAUAACUUGAUGAACCGAUGGCAACAUGAAUGUUCAAAAGCUGGAAGUUAUCUGGUAAGGUGCCAUGGACUGUCCUAUCUGUUGGAGAUGAGAUUAAUACAAGGGACCAGAGAAGAUAAAACUAGUGGCCGGCCGGCCAAGUACACCUCUGUUCUUAACACACACACGGAAUCAAACAUUUUUUCUAACCACGCUUGAAUCAAGGCUUUAUUCUGCCUUCUAGCUUAUUUUUUUCUAAUUAUAUUUUAUAUGAUGGCAGUUGAUGCUAAGACGGAUAUGUUAUUCAGGUCAAAAAUAAAGACUGAUAUGUUAUAGUAUAAAAUAUCAAUAAGAAAAUAUUGUGAUUUAUUUAGCUUCCGAA
Molecule: messenger RNA, 2498 nt
Organism: Prosopis cineraria
Lineage: Eukaryota; Viridiplantae; Streptophyta; Magnoliopsida; Fabales; Fabaceae
Product: O-fucosyltransferase 35
Exons: 9
Coding region: 163-2070 (635 amino acids)
Cellular component (GO): Golgi apparatus; chloroplast; cytoplasm
Source: RefSeq, a predicted model, not a curated record